AUGUUCCUUCUCCUGCUAAUUUUGAGCCUGGGAAUGCCGCUUCAUCAGACAGCAGCUUUAUUCACAGUGACGGUCCCGAAGGAAAUGUACACGGUAGACUAUGGUGGCAAUGUGACCUUGGAGUGUGAUUUUGACACCGGAGGUCAUGUGGAACUCGGAGACUUAAAAGCCAGUUUGCAAAAGGUGGAAAAUGAUACAACCUUGCUCAGUGAAAGAGCCACUUUGCUGGAGGAGCAGCUGCCCCUGGGGAAGGCCUUGUUCCACAUCCCCCAAGUCCAAGUGAGAGAUGCAGGGCAGUACCGCUGCCUGAUCAUCUAUGGGAUCGCCUGGGACUACAAGUACCUGACUCUGAAAGUCAAAGCUUCCUACAAGAAAAUAAACACUCGCAACCUUAAGGUCCCAGGGACAGAUGAGGUAGAGCUCACCUGCCAGGCUGUAGGCUAUCCCCUGGCUGAAGUGUCCUGGCCAAAUAUCAGUGUUCCUACCAACACCAGCCACACCAAGACCUCUGAAGGCCUCUACCUGGUCACUAGUGUUCUGCGCCUAAAGCCACACCCUGGCAGGAAUUUCAGCUGUGUGUUCUGGAAUGCCAAUAUGAAGGAACUCACUUCGGCCAUCAUUGACCAAGGUGAUCUGGAAUCCCCUGAGACCCCUCCAUCUUCACUGCUUCAUAUUUUCAUCCUCUCCUUCAUCAUUGCUUUAAUGUUCAUAGCCACAAUAAUAGUCCUAAGAAAACGGCUCUGCCAGAAGUUUUAUUCUGGAAAAGACACAACAAAAGAUCUGUCACCACGGUAAGGAGGGAAGUGGACAGAGCU
Lipotes vexillifer (Yangtze River dolphin) is the source of this 815-nucleotide messenger RNA. It is a transcript of the gene PDCD1LG2, whose product is annotated as programmed cell death 1 ligand 2. The coding region runs from base 1 to 795 and encodes 264 amino acids. NCBI's taxonomy places the organism in Eukaryota, Metazoa, Chordata, Mammalia, Artiodactyla, Lipotidae. The record is from RefSeq and is a predicted model, not a curated record. Gene Ontology annotation, biological process: T cell costimulation; cell surface receptor signaling pathway; negative regulation of T cell proliferation. The transcript has 5 exons. Gene Ontology annotation, cellular component: external side of plasma membrane.